Molecule: messenger RNA, 4272 nt
Organism: Xenopus laevis (African clawed frog)
Lineage: Eukaryota; Metazoa; Chordata; Amphibia; Anura; Pipidae
Gene: fkbp15.L
Product: FKBP prolyl isomerase family member 15 L homeolog
Exons: 31
Coding region: 115-3855 (1246 amino acids)
Cellular component (GO): growth cone
Molecular function (GO): isomerase activity; peptidyl-prolyl cis-trans isomerase activity
Source: RefSeq, a predicted model, not a curated record
CUGAAAGGAGGGCGGUGUUUAUGGGAUCAGCUGACAGGCCCGUGAUUCCCCCAGUUCCCGGAAGUAAAGGGAAGGGGCUUCUGAAGUCGAUGUGACCGGGGCUUGGUCGGGAGGAUGUUCGGGGCAGAUGAAGAGGACACGGACUUUCUCUCUCCCACAGGAGGGGCAAAGCUGGCAUCUCUCUUUGGCAUGGAUCAAACCGUCUCUGGACCGGGAAAUGAAUCCUUCCAAUACACUGCCCCAAAGCAGCCAAAGAAGGGCCCCGGGGCCACAGGUGGCAAAGCCAACAAGCCCACGGCACCAGCUGGUUCUGGUUUGGCACCUGCCGUUCUCUUUGCCACAGCUGUUCAUGCCUACAGAUACAAUAAUGGGCAAUAUGUAAAGCAGGGCAAAUUUGGAUCUGCUGUUCUGGGGAAUCACACUGCUAAAGAGUACAGGAUCCUUCUCUACAUGAGCCAACAGCAGCCAGUCACUGUGGCCAAGAUCCACCCGGGCUUCAUGUUCACAGUUCAGCCCAAUAACUACGCUGCUUUCUACGAUGAUCAGAGGCAGAGCUGGUCAGUCAUGUUCGAGUCAGAAACUGCUGCCAUUGAUUUCAGUAAGCAGGUGUGCAUGGCCAAGUGUAACUCCUCCCCCUCUCUGGACACUGUGAUUUACCAGGAUCUGCUCCCCGGCGAGGGACAAGGCGCUGACAUCGGGGACUUGCUGGAAGUGGCCUACACAGGCUGGUUAUAUCAGAACCAUGAAUUGGGCCAGGUGUUUGACUCCAACGUGCAGAAGGACAAACUCCUGAGACUGAAGCUGGGAUCUGGGAAGGUCAUUAAGGGCUGGGAUGAAGGCAUGCUGGGAAUGAAGAAAGGAGCAAAACGGUUUCUUGUCAUCCCGCCUGCUCUGGGAUACGGAUCCCAAGGAAUCGCCGGACGCAUUCCCCCCAAUGCAACCUUGUUGUUUGAGGUGGAAAUUAAACGUAUGAAGGUGAAGGAUCAGGGGUCCGACAGACAGAGCAUUGGAUCCAGAGAUUCCCCAGUGUCUAUCCCUGACAGUCAGACUGCAGAAAUGUUACCCCAGCCGCCUUCUUCCAUUCCACCCAAACCUGGGGAGCCUGCUAUCCGUGCCAAGUCCAACUCCAUUAGCGAGCAGCUAGCAAACCCUGACAUGGCCAAAGCCAAGCUGAUAUCCAGGAUGGCCAAGAUGGGGCAACCAAUGCUGCCGUUCAUUCCCGGCACCCCCCAGCCAGACUCCAGUGAUUCUGAAAUAGAAGAUCCAAAUACCCAAAGAUCCGUGCCCCAUCUUGCUGCUCCUUUGCCUAUCCGACCCACCCCACAGAUGAACCACAUGCCUGCUGCUCAUAUUCCGGCUCCAGAGCCACAGACUGUACCAACUAUUCAGGGGACAUCCGUAGCACUAAUGUCAGUAGGACCCAUUCAGUCUCAGGCUCUCGCUCCAGGGAUGGCACCUGGUUUCCAGCCAUAUGUCGGAGUGCAGUAUCCAUACACACACAACCCCACCACCCAGCUGCAAUCUGUGGCACCGGUGUACCCGCCACAGCUACAGACGCCAUCCCCUUUCCAAGCUGGAGGCGACGUGACCUCUUUCUUGAUGACGGAAGCGCGCCAGCAAAGCACCGAGAUCCGCAUGUCCAUUGGCAAAAUUGCCGACAAGAUUGAUGUCUUGGCUUCCAAAGUGGACAAUCUGCAGAAGGAGAAUUCAGCCAGCACCUCCCACUUGCUCCCUGGUAUCACCUCUAUCACUAUGGAAAGUGCCAUGAUCAUGAACAAUAUUCAGCGCAUCAUCCAGGAGAACGAGCGUCUGAAACACGAGGUGCUGGAGAAGAGCAGUCGCAUUGAGGAACAGAAUGUCAAAAUUGGGGAGCUGAUACAUCGUAACCAGAAGUACAUGGAGCAGAGUAACCUGCUGAUGGAGCAGAGGAAUGACUCCUUAAAGACGACAGCAGAGAACACCCAAACUAGAAUGCUGAACGCCAUGCAGGAGAAGCAUGCACUGCACACGGAUGUGGGCGGGUACCAGGUCAAAUUGGCAGAGGAGCUGGCUGCCGCAACCAGUCAGUUGUCCCGCUUACAGCUGGAACUCACAGCAUAUCAGAAGAAAGAGACUGAGCUCAGGAUGCAGCUGGAAGCCGCGCAACAGGAAUCCGAGAAGCACAGGAGCCAGCUCAGCUCCCUGCAAGUUCACUUUCUUGAGGUGCAGGAGACAUCAGAGCACAGUAAGACCAAAGCCAAGUCUGAGAAGGACACUCGCCGGCAGCUGGAGGGCACAUUGUCAACCCUGGAGGAGGAGGUGUCAGAUUUAAAGGCGCAAAAGGACAAUUUGGAGAAGAGCCUUGCAGAGAGGAAGAGGAGGUCCCAGCAGGAACGCCAGCGGGCAGAAGAGGAAAAGGAAGAGCUACGCAGAUCUUUGCAGGAAGAGAUGGAAGACCUGAGGCAGAUCCUGAAGAAAACCCGGGAGCAAGCAGCAGCUGAGCAGGUGUCAUCUCGAAGUUGGGAAGGGCAGAGACUGUCUGAGUUAGAGGAGCAGGCAGCCCAGCUCCAUCCUCUGAGAGAAAAGUACGCAGUGCUGGAGAGGCAGAUGGCAGCCAUGUUGGAAGAACAAAAGAAAUCCAAAGAGAAGGAAACCUCUUCUGCCUCGGAGCAGGCCUUGGCUUUGAGAUUGAAUGAGCAGAAAAUGGCAGAGCUGCAGGAACAAGCUGCCCAGCUUCAGCCCCUGAAGGAGAAGUAUGAGCACCUGAGGAGUCAGAUGUCUGCCCUGCUGAAAGAACAAAGCAAAAGUCAAUCUCAGGAGGCGCCAGCCACAGACACCACAGAAGAGGUGAAGAAGAUAAUGAAUGGGGUGUUCCAGGGUCUGCGGGGCGAGUUUGAUCUGGAGGAGAUGUACAGCGGCAGGGAGGUCCUUGGAACCAUAAUGAGUAUCAUUAAGGCAACUACUCUGCAGCUUCUGAACCAGCAACAACCCGAGGCAGCAUCUGAGAGCAGCAGUGAGGAAGAGGAGAAGGAAGAUGAAGAUGCCCAGGUUGAAUCUUCAGUUCCUAUGGUGGCUGUUGCCUCCCAGAACCAGGCAUUCCAAGAAAAAGAUCCUGACCUGAAGGAUGAAUGGGCCUGUCAGGCAGCCAUAGAGGAGGCUUCAGAGACACUGGAUGAAGAUGAAGAUAAAGAUGCAGAAGAGGAGCAGAAUGAGGUCAGGGACUUUACAACAGAACCUUCCUCUGCCAACCAAGAGGGAGAGGAGGGUCCUGAGCAGGUUCAAGUCAUACAGGAGAAUUUAGAGGAAACCUCAGCGCUGGUUCAUAUGAUGUGCAGUGACAUGCAUGAAUCCAGCACUGUUACCCCUGUGCAGGUCAAUGGGAAGGAAUCUGAGCACUCAAAGGGUGAAGACUUGGGUUCUGACCCCAAAACCAUUGCUACAGAGGCUCAGCCUGUUGCCCAUGACUUACAGGACCAGAUCCCCAGCCAAGAGGCCAUACAGACUCAGGACUCAAGUGCACCCAGCUUGGAGGCUGAUGGAGAUGACUUAGAAGAUGGGAAAUCGGAAGGACCACCACCCCUGGGAAGCGAUGAGGAAAUGGGCAGCCCUGUUCCUCCACUAGACCCAAUGUCCCAAAGUGAAAACACAGACAGAGCCCAGACAGAAAAGGAAAGGGGAUUGGCCGAGUCAAAACUGAAAACAAAUAUUGCACUGGAAGAGUCCGACAAUGAAGACUUGUUUGAAAACCCGCCCCCCAAACCUCAGAGGUCAAAGCCAGAAGAGGAAGAAGAGGAGGAAGUGAGUAUGAAAGGACGCCCACCCCCAGCACCUUUGUUUGGCGAUGAUGAUGAUGAUGACUUUGACUGGUUAGGAUGAAGCCCAAAAAUGAUCUCUACCACUGAUUUUUAUAUAACGGUGACUGUAAGAUCUCCUCCUCCUCCUCAGUGUAACAUCAUGGCUGCCUGAGCUGAGAGUCUCUGUCUCAUUCAGCUGCUCUGUGCAUCUCUCAGUAACAGAAUCUGUAGAAUGGAAACUGCCCAGCACCCUGUGGGUGUCAUCCUCCCGGUGUGCAGGCAAUACAAACCAGUGUAGCCUUAUAGUGAGGACAGUGCCCCCUGCAGGAUCUGACGCAUCACUGCAGCAUUGAACAUUGUCAUUGUUAUCUGCAUUAUUAACAGGAAUAUUCCUAUUUUGAAGUCUCUACUAAUGAUUUCCCUUUUCUACCUACACACAGUGUUGGAAAAGGAAUAAUAUCCAGAAUCUGUGUCUUUAAUAAACACAUUUUGUCCCUUU